Brienomyrus brachyistius is the source of this 1374-nucleotide messenger RNA. RefSeq names its product glutamate receptor 4-like. The annotation marks the transcript as partial. Gene Ontology annotation, biological process: modulation of chemical synaptic transmission; monoatomic ion transport; synaptic transmission, glutamatergic. Gene Ontology annotation, molecular function: transmitter-gated monoatomic ion channel activity involved in regulation of postsynaptic membrane potential; AMPA glutamate receptor activity. The record is from RefSeq and is a predicted model, not a curated record. The transcript has 6 exons. Lineage: Eukaryota; Metazoa; Chordata; Actinopteri; Osteoglossiformes; Mormyridae. Gene Ontology annotation, cellular component: plasma membrane; dendritic spine; postsynaptic membrane.
CCCCCCAGAAAAGUGGCUCGUCACGUGACAGGACUCAGCACCGCGCCAGGACUCCAAAGGUCCCUCUCUGGCCGCAUCGUGGGUGGGGUCUGGUGGUUCUUCACCCUCAUCAUCAUCUCUUCCUACACCGCAAACCUAGCUGCCUUCCUCACAGUCGAGAGGAUGGUGUCCCCCAUUGAAAGUGCGGAGGACCUGGCCAAGCAGACAGACAUUGCUUACGGGACGCUGGACUCAGGGUCCACAAAAGAAUUCUUCAGGAGAUCAAAGAUUGCUGUAUAUGAGAAAAUGUGGAGCUACAUGAAGUCGGCGGAGCCCACGGUGUUCACCAAGACGACGGCGGAGGGCGUAGCACGGGUGCGCAAGUCCAAAGGAAAGUACGCCUUCCUGCUGGAGUCCACCAUGAACGAGUACACAGAACAGCGCAAGCCGUGCGACACCAUGAAGGUCGGGGGCAACCUGGACUCCAAGGGCUACGGCGUGGCCACGCCCAAGGGCUCACAGUUAAGAAGUGCUGUUAACCUCGCAGUAUUAAAACUGAACGAACAAGGACUGUUGGACAAAUUGAAAAACAAAUGGUGGUACGACAAGGGCGAGUGUGGCAGCGGCGGAGGCGGUGAGAAGGACAAGAGCUCCCAGGCCCUGAGCCUGAGCAACGUGGCUGGGGUGUUCUACAUCCUGGUCGGGGGCCUGGGGCUGGCCAUGCUGGUAGCUCUCAUCGAGUUCUGCUACAAGUCCCGCAACGAGGCCAAGCGCAUGAAGCUCACUUUCACGGAGGCCAUGCGGAACAAGGCCCGACUGUCCAUCACGGGGAGCGUGGGAGAGAAUGGCCGUGUCCUGACCCCUGACUGCCCCAAGGCCGUGCACUCGGGUCAGAGUUCCGGUUUUGCCCUAGUGUCCCCGGACCUGCCGUGAAGACCAAACACACCCUUGUGCCUUACUGUAGCGCUACGACGAGCGACCAAGCUGAGCAAAUAAAACGACCAACUGAAAAGUAAAUAAUUACACGGACAAUUAAGAGGGAAUGAAGGUAACCUAGGCAAGUGAAGGCUGGACAUUGGGAAGAGCACCUGUACCACCGCAAAGGUAGAACCCAACAAGUGACCUCCACUUUCUUUGCGUCGCCACCAGGAGGCGUGGCACAUUGCGGGCGACAUCAUUGGUGGACGCUCGCAGGUGCCCGCCAGAUGGCCUGUAGCAGGACAGCACCGCCCACUGGCGAUGGAAGAAGGACAGAAUAAAACACAAGACCAGAAAACUGUAAACGUGAAACACAAAACUGUGCUAUUUAGCAUCCUUUGGCCAUGAAGACGAGAGCUACACCACAGUAGCCUACAGCUAGAAGGACAGCUCAUGACUAACAGGGGAAAUCCCCCC